GGGAAUUUUGCCUGUGGAAUGUGGAAGCUGAGAAAGGCUGAGAGCAGAGUGGUUAUACAACACUGUGAUGAUGCGCUGCUGGUGCUUGUGUAACAGGGUAACAGGGAGCAAAGCCAGACAAUAGAGUGCAUCAGAAUGGACAGAGCAAACCCCGCUGGCAUGCUCCUCCAGGUAGAGCCUAUGAAGCAGCAAUUGCUGGAUGGUGAUGUCCAGGCUGAUGAGUUCUUCUGUAUGAUCCUGUCCUUCCUGGGGGAGCCCUCAGCUCAUUCACACUUCCCUGACAUUAUACAGAGUCUGAGCAAGACCGAGCCCGUUCUGCAUGCACAGCUGCUGCACCUAUACCAUGCUUACUUCAUCCACAAGGGACCUUCAGACUCUGUGGCUUAUGAUGAAGAGUUGGAGAUUGCAAUGGCACUAUCUCUUCAAGAAGACCCUCAUUAUACGGACCAUCUUCUUGUUGACAACAGUUGUCCACAUCAACAUUGUAGCUCUGAUUCUAAGCUCUCCUUUGCUGAUGCUGCUAAAAUAUCUAUUCGUCAAAUCCAUAAAAAUGACCAGAAGUCCCCACCUAUCACAAACGUCUUUGAACGAGAUGCUGGUAUGGCUGAUGUAGGGCUUUCAAAAAGCCUGGCAAGACUUUGCAUCGCCGACGGCAAGAGGACAGAUGUAGACACUUCUUAUAGCGGUCAGCCUGAGCCCGAGGAUUGUGUUCUCAGCUGUGAUGGUGGAGAUAUUUAUCACAUAAAGUCCCCAGUUACAAAACCAAGUGAGACAAAAAGGGGUAGAAGGAGCCGGAGGAAGAAAAACUCACGUGUGUCGAGGAGUCCUGUGUCGGUGAGACCAGUAGUGGUUUGGUUUAGGAGAGACCUAAGACUUCACGAUAACCCGGCCUUAAUCGCUGCCUUAGAGCUUGGGGCACCGGUCAUUCCUGUUUUCCUGUGGAGUCUGAGCGAGGAGACUGGACAGAACUUCACAUUGGCCACUGGUGGGGCUACCAAAUACUGGCUUCACCAGGCCUUAUUCCAGCUCAACCAGUCUCUGAUGCAGAUGUACGGCAGCCACCUAAUCUUUAGGGUGAACCACACGUGUGCUGAAGAACUUGUAUCUCUUGUGGAGGAGACAGGGGCGGAUACUGUCUUCGUGAACGCAGUGUAUGAGCCAUGGUUAAAAGAGAGAGAUGAUUUUAUUUCAGAGACGUUAAAGAGACGAGGAGUGAUGUUUAAAAAGUCCCAUUCAUACUGUCUAUAUGAGCCCUACUCCGUCAGUACUGAGGGUGUUGGUCUAAGAGGUAUCGGCUCUGUCAGCCAUUUUAUGAGCUGCUGUAAAAGGAACUCAUCUACCCAAAAUGGUGCUCCUCUUGACGCUCCCACCAGCCUCCCUGUUCCAUCAUGCUGGCCGGACUCUGUGGACCUGGACAGGCUGAACUUGGCAAAGAUGCCUGAAAGGAAAGAUGGCAGUGUGAUUGACUGGGCAGCGACUAUCCGGAAAUCUUGGGAUUUUAGUGAAGAUGGAGCGUACACAUGCCUGGGAAACUUUCUUGAAGACGGAAUAAAACACUAUGACAAGGAAUCGGGGCGUGCUGAUAAGCCGUACACCAGCCAUAUUUCCCCCUAUCUCCACUUCGGUCAGAUCAGCCCCAGGACAGUAUUGCAUGAAGCGUACUUUACCAGAAGAAACGUGCCAAAAUUUCUGAGGAAGCUGGCAUGGCGUGACCUGGCAUAUUGGCUUCUUGUACUGUUCCCGGACUUGCCUGUGGAACCAGUCAGACCGGCAUACAAAAGUCAGCGUUGGAGCACUGAUCAGAAGCAUUUGCGGGCCUGGCAGAAGGGGAGGACCGGAUACCCCCUGGUGGAUGCCGCUAUGAGAGAGCUGUGGCUCACUGGCUGGAUGUGUAAUUACUCCAGGCAUGUCGUGGCUUCCUUCCUCGUGGCUUAUCUGCACAUCCACUGGCUCCACGGAUACAGGUGGUUCCAGGACACCCUUGUGGAUGCAGAUGUCGCCAUCAACGCCAUGAUGUGGCAGAAUGGGGGAAUGUCCGGACUGGACCACUGGAAUUUUGUGAUGCAUCCGGUGGACUCUGCCAUGACCUGCGACCCAUACGGGUCCUACGUGAAGAAGUGGUGCCCCGAGCUCGCUGGCCUGCCCGACGAAUACAUUCACAAGCCGUGGAAAUGUGCCCCGUCACAGCUGCGACGAGCAGGUGUUACAUUAGGGGAAAAUUACCCACACCGUAUAGUCCUGGAUUUAGAAGAGAGACGGGAACAGUCCCUGAAGGAUAUAGUUGAGGUGCGUAAGAAACAGCCGGAGUAUGUGGACGAGGUCUCUGGCAGUGAUAUGGUGCCAGUUCCCGAUUACCUCCUGGCCAUCACCUUGGGGCAGCCUGAUGGAGAGGAUGAUGUCACCAAGAACCGGACAGGCCGCUUCCUGCUACCCGUCAUCACAAGGAAGGAGUUUAAAUAUAAAACCUUACAACCCAAUUCAAAGGACAACCCCUACAACACAGUACUAAAAGGGUACGUGAGCCGUAAGCGGGAUGAAACCAUCGCCUUUAUGAAUGAAAGGCACUUCACUGCCAGCACCAUCCAUGAGGGGGUCCAGAUGUAUGAGAGGAGAGAGCGGACGGCCAGAGUCAUAGAGGGACUUCCGCAACCCAAAGACUCCAAGCAAACCAGCCGGAGGACUCCCAGGAGCGAUCCCUUCUCUAUAAUUCCUCCAGCCUAUUUCCAUCUAGCUAAUUAAUGUCUUGUCCUCAGAACAUUGCAGUUUACAUAUCUGUAUAAUACACUCAUUGGACUGUAUUUUAUAUAAUAAUAAAUGGGAUGUGAAUAAACAUAUAUAGUGGCAGAUGCUCAA
Messenger RNA from Pseudophryne corroboree (corroboree frog), 2853 nucleotides. Its product is annotated as deoxyribodipyrimidine photo-lyase-like. Gene Ontology annotation, biological process: entrainment of circadian clock by photoperiod; circadian regulation of gene expression. Gene Ontology annotation, molecular function: DNA binding; FAD binding; deoxyribodipyrimidine photo-lyase activity. Bases 136 to 2739 code for a protein of 867 amino acids. The transcript is spliced from 8 exons. Gene Ontology annotation, cellular component: nucleus; cytoplasm. Lineage: Eukaryota; Metazoa; Chordata; Amphibia; Anura; Myobatrachidae. The record is from RefSeq and is a predicted model, not a curated record.